AUGGAAAAAAGUACGCAGCUACCCAGACAUUGCCCCAACACCAUCUCCGAAAUACCCUAUAACGAACAACCCCCUUUUCAUAGCAGGGAAAAGGGGCUUCCAAUUGAAACCAAUGGGAGACGACCAACGGAAGGCACAUCUGACACUAGACGAGGUAGUGAGAGAGGGGGGAGUGACGCCAAUCACACUAUUGACAGAAGGGAAAGACCCAUCCCUUAUGCAGAGAUUUCAGUACGCACAAAUGCGACAUUUCUUGACUGCACAGGGCUUAUCACAUUGGACUCCAAGGGACAGGACCAAAUUUGA
This is a messenger RNA of Pelobates cultripes (western spadefoot toad), 306 nucleotides long. NCBI's taxonomy places the organism in Eukaryota, Metazoa, Chordata, Amphibia, Anura, Pelobatidae. The record is from the annotation of a GenBank genome assembly.